This is a messenger RNA of Metarhizium brunneum ARSEF 3297, 510 nucleotides long. The record is from RefSeq and is a predicted model, not a curated record. NCBI's taxonomy places the organism in Eukaryota, Fungi, Ascomycota, Sordariomycetes, Hypocreales, Clavicipitaceae.
AUGGCGGCGAUCCACAACGAUGUGGCUGCUGCAAGGGAUAUACACAAUCCAACAACGUACUGCAAGCACAAGCCUCUUGAGCUGCGUGGCCGAACAAUCGAGGGUAUAGUAGGAUCCGACCCCCCAACGACGUUUACCGUUCACGAGCACUUGAUAUGCUCAUCUUCCGAGUUUUUUAAAAGCGCAAUGAAUGGUCGCUGGGAGCCAUCAAUCAACGGGUCCGUGAACUUAGGCGAGGAAGACCCAGAACUGUUCGAUUUAUACCUCCACUGGCUGUAUAGUCAAACGCUCCUGGCUCAAAACGACAGCCCAGGGUAUGCAGGAAAUACCGAGUACCUACAGCUCGCAAAAGCAUACGUGCUGGGAGACAUGAUGCAGGAUGCGAAAUUUAAAGACGCAGUCCUAGAUGCAAUGCUGAUCAAGUCACGAUCUUUAGCAUCUGAUGGCAAAUACUGGUAUCCUGUUGGACCAGUCAUCCGUUACAUAUAUGACAGGACGGAAAUUGGCUAA